This is a messenger RNA of Rodentolepis nana, 588 nucleotides long. The record is from the annotation of a GenBank genome assembly. Lineage: Eukaryota; Metazoa; Platyhelminthes; Cestoda; Cyclophyllidea; Hymenolepididae.
AUGACUGAUGAUCAACAACUAAAGCCGAAGAAAAAAGUGAAAAUCGUGUCCCUUUACAGACCCGAAUCCGGAAGUACAGCUAUUAAUAACACUCAUACUCAAAGUGGACCUGUGAACCCAGUUAAUGUUAAUGGUAAACGUCAAAUCUACAUCAUCAACGCUGCGAAAGUACCUGGGGUCACUGGAACUCCUGUUAUACUACCAUCAGGAAACCAGCCUAGCCGAUGCAUUCAACUUAUCCCUCAGUCGUCACCAACACCGAAUCAAAUGCUAACAAAUGAGAUUACGAAACAAGAAAGUCUCCAAAGAUCAUCGUCAUACAUGGAGCCGACGACUGCUUCCCCAAUUAAAGCUUUUCGAUCACGCAGAGAUGCAAUUUUAAAUGAUGCCCAGAAGCGAAUGGCAAAUAGGCAUAACACGGGGUUCAGGCCAAAUCAGUCCGUCAGGUCAUCAUUUUUUCUUCAAAAGGCAAUAAAAGAGGAUGAAAGCAAAAGUGAAGAUACAAGUACCGUUGUUCGUUCACGGAUGCCGGUGAGUUUAAUUCCAACUAAUUUUUCCAUUGCAAUUUUAUGCAAAUUAGACAUUUAG